Messenger RNA from Scomber scombrus (Atlantic mackerel), 3438 nucleotides. RefSeq names its product neurocan core protein-like. Gene Ontology annotation, biological process: cell adhesion. The transcript has 22 exons. NCBI's taxonomy places the organism in Eukaryota, Metazoa, Chordata, Actinopteri, Scombriformes, Scombridae. Gene Ontology annotation, molecular function: calcium ion binding; hyaluronic acid binding. The record is from RefSeq and is a predicted model, not a curated record. The annotation marks the transcript as partial.
UCUCCAGGUGCAGCCUCCUCCAUAGUGAACAUGCGUAGGAUCACCCAUUCGACAGUACAAGAAAUGCUGGCAGGCAAAGCUGUCCUCCCCUGUGUCUUCACCCUUCAGACCACCUCCACCAGCCAGCCUCCCCACCUCCUGUGGACUCGCAUCAAGCUGCCAGCAGGAGGACAGGAUGCUCCUCUGGAGCAGACUGUGCUCUCUGCUAAAGGUGAUGUAAUCAAGGUGAAUAAGGCUUUCAUUGGCCGUGUCAGGCUGCCAGGAUACACUGCCAAUCCCCUGAAUGCUACCAUGGAGAUCUCCAGUCUCCGUACCAACGACUCAGGCACUUACCACUGUCAGGUUGUCAUGGGUAACAACUAUGAGAGAGACACUGUGCCCCUGGUGGUCUCCGGUGUGGUGUUUCACUAUCAGGCUCCCAGCGCCCGUUACGCCCUCUCAUUUAAAGACGCCCAGCGAGCCUGCCAGGAAAACUCGGCUCAGAUCGCCACACCAGCCCAGCUGUGGGCAGCAUAUUAUGAUGGCUUCACCAGCUGUGCAGCUGGCUGGUUAGAUGAUCAGACUGUCCGCUAUUCUGUCCAGCUGCCAGAGCUUGGUUGCUAUGGAUACAAGGAGUACUCUGCUGGAGUGAGGAAUUAUGGGAAGAGGGACCCAAAAGAGCUGUUUGAUGUGUACUGUUUUGCAAAAGAACUGGAUGGUGAGGUGUUUCACUCCUCCGUCCCCGGCAGACUGUCACUGUCCUCAGCCUCAGACCGUUGUGUGUCCCUCGGGGGCCAGUUGGCUACUGUGGGGCAGCUUUAUCUGGCCUGGAGGGCCGGCCUAGACAGCUGCGCCCCAGGCUGGCUGUCUGAUGGCAGUGUCCGCUACCCAGUCAGCUGGCCUCGGCUGGACUGUGGAGGGAACCAGCCGGGAGUCCAUACUGUCACACCCAAUAGCACAACUGACAACAGCACAGCAGUCUAUGAUGCAUACUGCUACAGAGGUAAAGUGAAGAAUACAGGCUCCAUCUCUCAGAUCUACACUUCCAUGUGGAAGCCCUGGAGCUACCUCACAGGCUCAACUGAUGCCACAGGGACAGACAGUCCCAACCCGACUACACAGUACACCACUACUGCCAGAGGAUCCUCAGAUGGCAGCGAUAUUUCUCCCUCAAACUGGACAGGACUGGUCGACCUGGAAGAGGAGACCUCCAAUCAUAGUGCUGAUGCUUCCUCAGACCUCUGGUCCUCAGAGUCCUCAGAUUCAUAUGUGACCCUCCAGCUAAUCCCAGGACAGAGCUCCUUAGACUGGGGAGAGCCACUGGAGCCUGGUCCCGACUCUGAGGAAUUUCUCCUGCCCCCAGUCCACCCCACUCCCACUGAGAAGGCUAUCUCAAAAAUCGUCAAGUCCAUUUGGAAGCCUUGGAACUACCUGGUGGGGACUGGUGAUGAGGAGGGGACCCAUGCGCCAGGUGGACAGGUGGGAGAAGAGGAAACAACCACAAAAAAGACUGAGGAAGGGUCAAAUGAGUUCAAUACAGCAACACCAGGUGGGAUGCCGCAGGCAGGUUUGUUUUCUUGGGGGAGUUCAUGGUUCAGCAGUCCCUCGAGGAAGAACACAACAGCAGCCAGUGAAGAAUCACCCACUCGUCUGGCAUCUACGUUGGCCGCCUCCAGUAACUCUAUGACUACAGCGAGCGCCAAGAGCUGGGAGGCUUCCGAGACACAAACAUCCACUGCCUCCAGCCCCCAAUCUGAAAUCACCUCAUCCAGCGGAGAAACCUGGGUCCGUGUUGAAGUAGAGACCACAACCCAGCCGGGUGAAAAGAGGGAGGAGACGGUGACCUCUAGAGCCAGUGGAAGAGGAGGGAGAGGAAGGGGAAAGAAGAACAGAGGGGAGGACAGGGGCAGGGGAGAAGAGAGGGUGAGAGGAGAGGAGAAAGGGAAAGGAGAGGAAGAAGGGAGCGGAGUGAUGGCUGGUGCCGAAGCAAAGGGGGAGAUACAAGUCUCACGUCGACCAGUCGGAACCAGUAAACCAAAAGAAAGAUCCAGAGAAAGAUCUAGAGAGAGGGGUCACAAGAAAGGACAGACCACCACUUCUGCCCCUACGACCACCACUGCCAGCCCUCUUGAGCCCACUGUGACGUUCACAACCGAUGCCUGUCACAGCGUCAAUGUCUCCAUCUCUGUCUUUUUCUCCGUCAUCGCCAUCACAAUUCCUACUCCAACUGCUGGAUCAGGGGCUUCAUCUCCUCACUCAGAAAACCAGGACAGCUCCACUGACCGCCUAUCAUCGCUCAACUGGGUCCCAGUAGAAAGAGCGACUCUGAAUGGCUCUCUGGAUUCUCCUCCACUACUGUCAGGGCCCUUGGAUGAGGAGGAGCCCGCUUGGUCUCACGCUGUGGGCUCGGGGGCCCUGUUACCUGGCAACAUGGAGGAGGAGAGCAGCAAGGGAGGAUACAACAUCAGUUCUGUAACUGUGGACCCACCAGUUGAGGUGGAGCCCUGCGUGACAAACCCGUGUCUGCACGGAGGAAAAUGCCUUCCUCAGGGAACGGGUUACAGCUGCUACUGCCCACAAGGAUACACUGGGGAGAACUGCGAGAUCGAUGUUGAUGACUGCCAGUCGGAGCCGUGUGAAAAUGGAGGCACUUGCAUCGACAAGAUUGAUUCAUUCCUCUGCCUUUGCCUGCCGAGCUACGGAGGAGACACGUGCGAGAAAGACAUAGAAGGCUGCGAGCAUGGCUGGAGGAAGUUCCACGGCCAUUGCUACAGGUACUUCACCCACAGACACACCUGGGAGGAUGCAGAGAAAGACUGCAGAGAGCACAGUGCCCACCUCAGUAGUGUCAUCUCCGCUACUGAGCAGCAGUUUAUCAAUGGUCUUGGUCAUGACAACGCCUGGAUCGGUCUGAAUGACCGCACAGUGGAGGAGGACUUUCAGUGGACUGACAGCAACGAUCUGGUAUAUGAGAACUGGAGGGAGAGCCAGCCGGAUAACUUCUUUGCAGGCGGCGAGGACUGUGUGGUGACCAUCGCCCAUGAGGAUGGCAAGUGGAACGACGUUCCCUGCAACUACAACCUGCCCUACAUCUGCAAGAAAGGCACAGUGCUGUGUGGGACCCCACCUGCAGUAGAGAACGCCCAUUUGAUAGGUCGGCGGAGGUCACACUAUGACAUCCAUGCAGUGGUGCGCUACCAGUGCUCUGAAGGCUUCUACCAGCGCCACAUCCCCACCGCACGCUGCCGGGCUGACGGGAGCUGGGAGCGACCCAGGAUCAUCUGCACAAAGUCCCGGAGGUCACACCGGUACAGACGCCAUCACCACAAUCAGCACCACGAGCGUCGCAGCCACAGGAGACACGGAGGAGAGGGACAUAAGGCCAGAGAGGACGUGCACAGCUACUACUGAACCAAAUAAUACAACAUUUGCAAUGCCUAGGUGCUAACCAUGGCCUAU